This is a messenger RNA of Dinoponera quadriceps, 3496 nucleotides long. RefSeq names its product CD82 antigen. The transcript has 3 exons. Gene Ontology annotation, cellular component: membrane. The record is from RefSeq and is a predicted model, not a curated record. Bases 1337 to 2053 code for a protein of 238 amino acids. Lineage: Eukaryota; Metazoa; Arthropoda; Insecta; Hymenoptera; Formicidae.
UUUGAAAAACUUUACCGCCAUAAUACGAUUAUAAUACGUGACAUAAUACGCGCGAUCCGUAUUAACUCUGAUAUUAGUCGGAUGGAAUCCAUUUGAUUCAUCAACUAGUUUUAGUCGUUGCACGCAGUCUUUUACAUCAUUGAUCUCAUGCUGACUCGCGUGAGUGUAAUAAUGAGAAGCGUACGAGAAGUUCCUUUCUAUCUCACUUCUUUGUAGCAAAACGUUCGUAUCGUGCAUUAGAAUGCAAGCACUGCUUAUUAUGAGCAGUGUUUGCCUUAGAUGAUUUCAGAUUCAUCUAGAUCAGAUGAAAGUCCGGUGAAUCAUCUUAGAUGGUUUUGCUUCUCAUUUAUCUAGAUGAAAGAUAAAUGGCUUAUCUAGAUAUGCGAAAUGCCAGUUGAAUCAUACACACGAUUUCCAAAGCGAAUUAUAAAUAUUUGUCUCCGUUUUCUUAUCUCGGCAAAUAUUUGACGCUCUGCUGAUUCAUAUUAUUUACAUAUUUUCGUUCGCAUCCGCCGGUUUGCGCGGGCUAAUUGACGACAGUGCCGUGAACGUUCGCAAGGAUUUUCGACUGCUCGAGUUUUAAGGAUCCCUCGGACGUUAAUUAACAUUCGUUCGCCGACGCGUUGAGGCAGGAAACGCCGUAAUAAUCCACGCGUGAGCGCGCACACUUAAAUGGAAGCUCCCACAUCUGGCGGACAGACCGCUCCAUUAUAAGCGUCGUCCGCCUUUGUCCCACCUCGGCUCGCUUUGACCGAAGUGUCUCGUUAGUUUGUCCGACCCCAUGAGCAUUGUCGGAACUGUUAUACUCGAAAUCUUUUUUACACGAUGGUCCGUGCGAAGAAUCUCUUCGAUCUCGAAUUUCACGGGCUUGAAUUUCACAGAUAAAACCGAUAACCAGUGUUUACCAUAGAUCUAGAUGAAGGCGAGAUGAAAAAUUCGUCUUAGAUGAGAUGACUUUGCUUUUAAUUUAUCUAGAUGAAAGAUAAGUAGUUAUUGUACUUACGCUCGGUACUAUACAGUAGCCCAAAUAUGGAGUGUAGAAAUUAAUUUCUCCUCUUUUUUCUUUUUUAAUUGAAAUACGAAGGGUAAAUUGCCUAAUGUAUUGUUUGCCAGACGCCAUCGUGUUUAUUGCGCUCACGGUAAAUUGUUUUAUUGUGUUAGCCCUAAAGCCCCUGGCGGCAAAAACUUUCCGCUUAAAUAAGUGUUAUAAUUGAUUUAAUAUUAGAGUCGAGAAUGUACACCUAAUAAUAUAAGGCGUGACAGUAUAAUAAUACGACCGGUCACCGGCAGUCAAUUGUUAAUUAAUCAAAUUAUUCAGUCUGUUGGAGCACUAUUGAUGGGAUUGGUCGGUUGGAUGUUAAUCGAUCGGGAUACGUUCCUGAUGUCGUACGCCGAGGAGCGACAAAAACUCGAAGUGUCUCUGUUCCUCAUGCUCGGUCUGGGGAUUAUCUUGGUCUUCGUUGGCAUAUUGGCCUGCUGCGGCGUUUGCAAGAAGUCUCGAUGCAACUUGACGACCGCCUUCUGCGUAAUGUUGGUUAUCAUCGUCUGGCAGACCUCCUUCUCAGUCUGGGUCAUGUUUAACUCCGACUAUUUGAAGGAAAUUUUAAAGUCCAACAUGAUAAAUACCAUAAAGAAUGAAUAUGGUGUGAUAGAAUCUCGCACGCAGGUGGUGGACGCGUUCCAAUACGAAUUGGAAUGCUGCGGGUUCACCGGACCCGCGGAUUGGGCCGGCAGCAAGUACGCGAACAAGGAUCCAUCUCUUCCUUUCAAUUUGACUGUUUCCGGCGCCGUCAACAAUAUAUACAAUGUGCCAGAGUCGUGUUGCAAGAUGACCGACCGGAACAUUUGCAACGACACUCGUCAAUUGAAAAUCGGCGGAAUCGUGAACUCCGCGAUCCACAGCGAGGGCUGCAUGGAUAAAUUAACGACCGAACUGAUGAGACAGACCACCAUAAUCGGCAUCAUCUCAAUAGGCUUCGGGCUGCUGCAGGUUCUUUUCGUAUGCACCUGCAUAAUAUACGCACAGACGUUUAAGGCAAGAUACAAGGAUUAAGCUGGUAUAUAUCUUCGUCGCGUUUCGCAAAACAUUCUUCCUCGCCGAACGUCUCUCCACAAUAUCAAUACGGACAGUCGAAUUUCUUCUCGUUUCCAUAUCGACGCAACGGCGGCUACUUCGUAAAUUACGCGUUAUGCGAUGAAUCGGUACUUUCUAUUUAUUUCUCGCGCAGAGCAUGGUAAACGAGAGACUUGUUCGUGAAAACACGGGUCGUCAUCGGGGCGUCGUUUUCGACACGGACGACCGUAUUCAUCACUCUGUUUCAUUGGUAUGGCAUUUAUUUUGAAACCAGGACUGGCUCGUUCGCGUUCUCUUAACGCUUCAUUAUUCUCAGCGAAUAAUUCAAUGUCUGUAAUAACGAAUCUGUACUUUUCUACAUACGUAAGAUCGAUUUGUGUAAAUUCGAUUCUUUUAUGAAGGGGUUAGAUAGACUUUUGCGUAUGUAUAUACAGCAUAAAAGUGACGUUUAUCACAAGAUAAUUACUAUCAGGAGCAAUUUAUCCUUUCGAUGGAUUUAUCUGAGAAAUCGUCGAAUUCGGACCGACGAUUCCUUACACACAUACUUUCUGUAAUUGUGUAAAACAAUAUUAUGUGUAGAUAUCAACGAUAUCUAGCGGAGCUAAAGAAGAAUCUCGAUUUUUUUUACCGACGUACACUCGCUCGCGAGACGCACACAUUUGUUUUCAAAUAUGCAUUGUCUCGAAAAAUCAGAAUCUCGAAUUUCGGAAAUUGAAAUUAUCUCCCAAUAAUUUGUAAUACCGAAUCUUGAAUAUCAAAACGAUGUAUCCCACGUUACAAAUUUCCCGAAUUAUUUCAUUCGGCGGGAAAUUUGUGUUAAUUUUACCUCGAAGACAAUACGUACUGAAGUAUAUUAAUUAUGUAGCCACAUAUGGGCAAAAUUCAUAUAUAAUUAUAUAUAAUUAUAUAUAAUCAUAUAUAAUCAUAUAUAAUCAUUUUGUUCCCAGGCUAUUCCAUCGAAAAAAAGUGCAUGCAAACUGUCGUGCGAGUGUAUGAAUGAUUGGAUGUUAAAAAUGUAAAGAUAUAAAAGGAAAAAGGAGAAAGAAGAAUGUUAUCGCGAAUUUAUACAUGACGGACGUUUAUUAUAUAUAUAUAUAUAUAUAUAAUAUAUAUAUAUAUAUGAUUUUUCUCACAUUACUACCAAAUGCUCUUCUAUAUAUUUAUAUAUAGAAAUGUAUAUAUACGUACGUGUAUACAUAUAUUUUUCCAGUUUGAAAAGACUUGUAUAAAAAUAGAGGCAUUUAAUUUUUCGCAAUGAAACCUACGUAGUUAGGUUUCUCUUCGGGCCAAAGUAGUAAACCAAACUAGCACGUCGCGCCGGCGAAAACGAAGCGAAAAAAAAGUUUUACUUUCAACGACACACGAACAGCUGCUAAUGACACGCGUGACACCUAUCAGGAAUACAUUACUUUUACAACAGAA